Molecule: messenger RNA, 1186 nt
Organism: Musca domestica (house fly)
Lineage: Eukaryota; Metazoa; Arthropoda; Insecta; Diptera; Muscidae
Product: tRNA-uridine aminocarboxypropyltransferase 2
Exons: 2
Coding region: 206-1099 (297 amino acids)
Source: RefSeq, a predicted model, not a curated record
UUUUGCUUUCUCUUUAUUUUUUAUCGGGCCAUUCUUAUUUGUUUCGUUGGGGACGACUUUCAUUUUGGUUUUCCAGAAGCAGAUGUACAUUAGACUCACCUCCUGACAGGAAGAUCAAGUGCUUUGGUCACAUCUUUUGUUUUUGGCCAUUUUUCCUUUACUCUUUUUAAAAACGUGUAGUGUUUUAUAAUUUAUUCAAACAGUUAUGCAGCAAACAAGUGAAACAAACUCAGGAAAUUCGGAUUUAGCAUCAUCAAUUGGAGAUUCAUGGCAAGACUUGUUAAAUAUUACCGCAGAUCCUCCGGAGAGAAGAACCAAAUGUGAAUCUUGCAAGCGCCCAAAAGUUGUCUGCUGGUGCUCAUCACUGCCAAAUCCCCCACUUGAUAUUGACAGUACUAUUGUCAUUCUCCAACAUCCUGCCGAAGAAAAACGUACACUUCGAACAGCUCUUAUGCUUCAGUUGGGUUUGAAACCCGGCAAAUGUGUUGUCUACAAGGGGAAAAAGUUUCCAACACCAAAAAAUCAAACAGAAUUGGAACCAAUUCUGAAAUCAGAAAAUUCAUUGCUACUCUAUCCUAGUAAAACGUCAGUGCCUUUAGAGAGUAUACGUCAACAAGCUGAGCAGAGUGGGGAAGGGCCAUUUACGCUUGUGCUCAUCGAUGGUACAUGGCCGCAGGCUAAGGCAAUGUAUGCCAGCAGUCCGUUGCUGCAUACUAUGCGUCAAGUUAAACUUAUUGCCGUUGGCACCAGUGACUAUAUUAUACGUACCCAACCCACAGAGGGAUGUCUCAGCACUCUGGAAACAGCUGCACAAUCCUUGGCUGUUCUAGAAAAUCGUCCAGAAUUGCGCACACUUUUGGUCCAACCACUACACACGCUAUGCAAAUAUCAGCUGGACAAUGGCGCCGUCGAACAUCAAUCCAAAGAGUUUCGUAUAAAAAACAAUCAAUAUCCCAAACAGAUUGGUAAACGUUUAAAUCGUUUACUGAACUACAGCAACAUAUGCCGACCAGAAGCCAAAGAUGCCGAAGGCCACAAUGAAGAUGAACAGCAUUUAAAUGAAAUUCGAAACUAUACAACCUCAGUAUCGAAUAGUUGAAAUAGCUUCCAAAUGCAACAAUAGCAAAUAAUUAUUAUUUUUCUUAGAAUAAUAAAACGAAAGUGUAUUUUUAAUGAAUAUUUGAAA